This is a messenger RNA of Ostertagia ostertagi, 360 nucleotides long. Lineage: Eukaryota; Metazoa; Nematoda; Chromadorea; Rhabditida; Trichostrongylidae. The record is from the annotation of a GenBank genome assembly.
AUGUUCGCUUUCAGAUGCCAUUUUCGUCGCCAUUUCAACAUUGGAUCGGUGAACGGUACGAUUAUGACAAGUUCAAGGCUUUUUUUCUGCGGAGCUCGUGAAGGCCAAAUGCCGGUGAUAUUGACGAUGAUCAACAAAAAGCAUCGAACUCCCAUACCAGCAGUUAUUUUCACCGUGAGUUCAUAUGUCAUGCAAAUUUCUCUGUAUCUAUUUAUUCCAUGCAAAACUACUUGGGAGCUGGGACAUAUCUACACGCUUAUUAAUGCCAGUCAAUGCACAGUUUGGCUUGCUAUAGCUGUUGUAUCUUUAGCACUGCUCAAAUUUCGAUGGUCAAUGCCGGAUGUACAUAGACCUGUGAAG